Molecule: messenger RNA, 684 nt
Organism: Scleropages formosus (Asian bonytongue)
Lineage: Eukaryota; Metazoa; Chordata; Actinopteri; Osteoglossiformes; Osteoglossidae
Source: the annotation of a RefSeq genome assembly
AUGACACUAAGCUUCUUUGACCAAUUUUCAUUAACCGCCUUCAUAGGCAUCCCCCUGAUCGCCCUAGCCCUCACACUCCCGUGAAUCCUAUACCCCACCCCACAAAACCGCUGCCUAAAUAACCGCCUCCUCACCUUACAAGCCUGAUUCAUUCGCCAACUUACACAUCAGCUGUUCCUUCCUAUUAACCCAGGGGGCCACAAAUGAGCACUCCUCCUAGCCUCCGUCCUCAUCUUCUUGAUUACACUCAACCUACUAGGAAUCCUGCCAUACACCUUCACCCCAACAACCCAACUAUCUAUGAACAUAGGACUCGCCGUCCCACUAUGACUAGCGACCGUACUCAUUGGUGCCCGACAUCAGCCCACACACUCUCUAGCCCACCUCCUACCAGUGGGAACCCCCACCCCACUAAUCCCAAUCUUAAUUAUAAUUGAAACAAUCAGCCAAUUUAUUCGACCAAUCGCCCUAGGAGUUCGGCUUACCGCCAACCUCACAGCAGGCCACCUACUAAUUCAACUAAUUAGCACAGCAGCCUUCUACCUAGCCUUUACAAUACCAACCGUAUCAAUUCUAACCAUAGGCCUUCUUCUACUCCUUUCCAUCUUAGAACUAGCCGUCGCAAUCAUCCAAGCUUAUGUCUUCGUCCUACUAGUAAGCCUCUAUCUACAAGAAUCCGUUUAA